AUGGCCCCCAGAAAGAUAUACACCCUAGGUGAGGAGAAGAAUAGAGCAGGAGGCAGUGCAGCACCGGAAAAGGAUUUCGGUACUGGACUAAGAGAUGCAUAUUACAGUUUCCCACCGGUAACGAGAACGUUACUGACAUUGAUGGUGUUAACUACAUCCCUGGCGUUAGUUGGUUGGGUGCCCAUUGGAUACUUUGUUUAUUCAUGGACGGAAUGUUUUCGUUAUUUCCAAUUCUGGAGAAUGGUGACUGCCUGCUUCAUCCUACCUGGAGAAUUAAUGCAGUUCAUCUUUCAAAUAUACUUGUUAUAUUCCAGAUCGAAAGAAGUGGAAACAGGUAGAUUUCUGGUAUCUAGCGCUGUGAGCCCAACUAUAGAGUAUACAUAUUACUUACUUUUCUCAAUGAUAUCCAUAUCAAUUUUGAGUUCGCUUAUCUACGGUCAAAGUUAUCCAAUGAUUCUAACGGCGGGAUUCGAUAGUUGCUUAGCAUGUACUUGGGCUAUCGAUAAUAUCAACAAACCAAUCUCCUUAUUUGGCGUGUUACCCAUAACAGGUAAAUACAUUCCAGUGUUUCAGCUCGUGACAUCAUUUAUAUUCAACCCAAAUUCGUUUUUACUAAACUGUGUCGGAAUAUUUGUCGCUUAUUUAUUUAACUGUUUAGAUACAAGAACCCUAGGCCCUGUGUGGGGGUGGUUAACUAAUAAGCCAGCUGGAUACGGUGUUUUCCCCGCAGGUAAAUUCGGCGCUCCAGGCCUCUUUGUUACUGUAUAUGAAUUAUGCUUUGGAGAAUUGAAUAAUAAUAGACAAAGGUCUAAGAUGAGUGGAUCCAGCAGAUUAAGUGGCCUUAUUGGCAAAUCGAAGGGUCAAAGGUUGGGAUCACUGGACCCUUCGAAGCAACCACCAAACUCGCUUAAGAAGGAUAGAACAUCUACCGCUAAGAAAAUCAGUACUGAUAGUGAAGAGUCAUCCACUGUGAAUAGAUUCCCAGGUAAAGGCCAACGUAUUGGUGGCACAGAAGAGAAGAAGAAUGAGAAUUGA
Naumovozyma castellii is the source of this 1035-nucleotide messenger RNA. It is a transcript of the gene DFM1, whose product is annotated as Dfm1p. The record is from RefSeq and is a predicted model, not a curated record. The transcript has a single exon. Lineage: Eukaryota; Fungi; Ascomycota; Saccharomycetes; Saccharomycetales; Saccharomycetaceae. The coding region runs from base 1 to 1035 and encodes 344 amino acids.